Molecule: messenger RNA, 16362 nt
Organism: Cynoglossus semilaevis (tongue sole)
Lineage: Eukaryota; Metazoa; Chordata; Actinopteri; Pleuronectiformes; Cynoglossidae
Product: low-density lipoprotein receptor-related protein 1-like
Exons: 91
Coding region: 331-14034 (4567 amino acids)
Cellular component (GO): plasma membrane; signaling receptor complex
Molecular function (GO): protein binding; calcium ion binding; low-density lipoprotein particle receptor activity
Source: RefSeq, a predicted model, not a curated record
AGAAGAAGAAAAAGAAGAAAAAGAAAAAGAAGAAGAAGCCUCUGCUUUCUGCCUUGCGCAGAGACAGCGGCAGCUCAGCGAGUCCCUGAUUGCGCACUGAAAAAGCGGAUUUCCACUGAGGAGCAUCAUCUUCAUCAACAUCGGUUACACGUCGUCGCCUUGUCUCCAGCCUCCAUCCAGCCUGACAGCACCCAACAGGGCGAUUGAUGACUAAUUUUCCUCUGAGAUAGAAUCCAGUGUUGCGCACCAUGGCCAACAUGUUGGCGACCGGAUUGCUUUUCUUGGGGUUGCUGCACACUUUGGAGUCAAGCCUUCCGCCGAGACCCAUUGAUGAUCCUCAGUGCAGUUGAUUUUGUGUCAACUGGAGGCGACCACAUGUUCUCCUACCUGCCUGGUCGAUUAGACGAAGGACAUUCAGCCACUGAACAUGCCACAAAGACCUGCAAUCCGAGGCAGUUUGUGUGCAAAGACGGUACGUGCAUCUCCAACGGGUGGCGCUGUGACAGAGAGAAGGACUGUCCCGAUGGUUCUGACGAGGAACCCGAUGUUUGUCCACACAGUACCCUGUCAAAGUGCCCUCCUAACGAAUACCACUGUGGAGGAACGGAACUCUGCAUCCACAUGAGCAAACUGUGCAACGGGGUCCCAGACUGUACGGACGGCUGGGAUGAAGGACCGCACUGCAGAGAACUCCUGUCCAACUGCUCGCACAUGGCUUGUCAGGAAAGCUGCGCAGUGACACCAGGAGGCGCCGUGUGCUACUGUAAGAGCGGCUAUGAGAUCGGUCCGGAUGGAACAAAGUGUAAAGACUUCAAUGAGUGCACCGUGUACGGCACCUGCAGUCAGACCUGUACGAACACCGACGGCUCCUACUCCUGUUCCUGCGUGGAGGGUUACCUGCCUCAGCCUGACAACCGCUCCUGCAAGGCCAAGAACGUACCGGUCGACCGUCUGCCCAUCCUGUUGAUCGCCAACUCCCAGAACAUCCAGGCCACCUCCCUGAGCGGCACCACCAUCCACAGCCUGCUGUCCACCAGCACCAAACAAACCACGGCCAUGGAUUUCAUCUACGCCGAGGAGACCGUCUGCUGGAUCCACGUGGGAGACACCCCGUCGUCCACGCACCUGAAAUGUGCCAAGAUUCCCAAUCUGAAGGGCUUCACCGAGGAGAGGAUCAUCAACAUCUCCGUCAGCCUGCACCAUGUCGAGCAGAUGGCCAUCGACUGGCUGACCGGAAACUUCUACUUCGUGGAUGACGUGGACGACAGAAUCUUCGUGUGCGACAAGAACGGGCAGACGUGUGUCACCCUCCUGGACCUGGAGCUGUACAACCCCAAGGGCAUCGCCCUGGACCCCACCAUGGGGAAGGUGUUCUUCACAGACUACGGUCCGAUCCCUACGGUGGAGCGCUGCGACAUGGACGGUCAGAACCGGACUAAGCUCGUGGACAGUAAGAUCGUCUUCCCUCACGGCAUCACACUGGACCUGGUCAGCAGGCUGGUGUACUGGACAGACCCUUAUCUGGACUACAUUGAGGUCGUGGACUAUGAGGGCAACAACCGACACACCAUCAUCAGUGGUCCGCUGAUCGAACACCUGUACGGACUGACCGUGUUUGAAAACUACCUGUACGCCACCAAUUCCGAAAAUGCCAACAUGCAGCCUAAGACCAACGUGAUCAAAAUCAACCGCUUCAACAACUCCGACUACCAAGUGGUGACCAGGGUGGACAAGGGAGGAGCGCUGCACGUCUACCACCAGAGGCGCCAGCCUCCAGUGCGCAGUCACGCGUGUGAGGUGGACCAGUUUGGAAAGGCCGGCGGCUGCUCCGACAUCUGCCUCCUGGGAAACGGUCACAAGACCAGAACCUGCCGCUGUCGCUCUGGAUUCAGCCUGGGCAGCGACGGCAAGUCCUGCAAAAAACCAGAACACGAACUCUUCCUGGUGUACGGCAAAGGUCGCCCAGGGGUCAUCAGGGGCAUGGACAUGAACGCCAAAGUGCCAGACGAGUACAUGAUCCCCAUAGAAAACCUGAUGAAUCCCAGAGCGCUGGACUUUCACGCCGGCAGCGAGUUCAUCUACUUUGCGGACGCCACCAGUUACAUCAUCGGACGACAGAAGAUCGAUGGAACGGAGAGAGAUAUCAUUCUGAAGGAAGGAAUCCACACAGUUGAAGGUAUAGCCGUGGACUGGAUGGCUGAUAACUUGUACUGGACCGAUGACGGCCCCAAAAAAACCAUCAGUGUGGCUCGGCUGGAAAAGGCUUCACAGACUCGCAAAACUCUCAUCGAGGGAAAAAUGACUCACCCCCGAGCCAUCGUGCUGGAUCCUCUGCACGGGUGGAUGUACUGGACAGACUGGGAGGAGGACCCGAAGGAGAGCAAACGAGGCAGAAUAGAGCGUGCCUGGAUGGACGGCUCCAACAGGAAUGUGUUCCUGACCAGUAAAACGGUGCUGUGGCCCAACGGCCUGAGUCUGGACAUCCCACAGGGAAUCCUCUACUGGGUGGACGCCUUCUACGACCGCAUCGAGAUGGUCUAUCUGAACAGCUCCGAGCGCAAGACGGUGUACGAGGGUCAGGAACUGAACCACGCCUUUGGCCUGUGCCAUUAUAAACACUUCCUGUUCUGGAACGAGUACCGCAGUGGCAGCAUUUACAAGUUGGACACCACCACCGGCGUCGCCACUCUGCUGCGCGACGAGCGACCACCCAUCUUUGAAAUACGAAUGUACGACGCUCAGCAGCAGCAAGGCUCCAACACGUGUCGCGUCAACAAUGGAGGCUGCAGCAGUUUGUGUCUGGCCAUUCCAGACGGCCGACAGUGUGCCUGUGCCGAAGACCAGAUACUGGACCCGGCCGACAAUACCAGCUGCCAAGUGAACCCCUCUUACAUCCCUCCGCCCCAGUGCCAGCCUGGAGAGUUUGCCUGUAAGAACAACCGCUGCAUCCAGGAGCGCUGGAAGUGUGACGGAGACAACGACUGCCUGGACAACAGUGACGAGGCUCCGGAGCUGUGCCACCAGCACACUUGCCCCACGGACAGAUUUAAGUGUAAGAACAACCGCUGCAUCCCACUUCGCUGGCUGUGUGACGGGGACAACGACUGUGGGAACGACGAGGACGAGUCCAACACCACCUGUUCUGCACGUACCUGUCCACCUAAUCAGUACUCCUGUGCGAGUGGGCGCUGCAUCCCUCUUUCCUGGACAUGUGACCUGGACGAUGACUGUGGCGAUCGCUCGGACGAACCGGCCUCCUGUGCCUACCCUACGUGUUUCCCUCUCACCCAGUUUACCUGCAACAAUGGACGCUGCAUUAACAUAAACUGGCGCUGUGAUAAUGAUAAUGACUGCGGGGACAACAGUGAUGAGGCAGGAUGUAGUCACUCCUGCUCCAGCGCUCAGUUCAAAUGCAACAGUGGCCGCUGUAUACCGGAUUACUGGACCUGCGACGGCGAUAACGACUGUGGCGACUACAGUGACGAGACGAACGCAAACUGCACCAAUCAGGCCACACGUCCUCCCGGGGGGUGUCACACGGACGAGUUUCAAUGUCGAGUGGACGGCCUGUGCAUCCCCUUGCGGUGGCGCUGUGACGGUGACACCGACUGCAUGGACCUGAGUGAUGAAAAGAACUGUGAAGGUGUCACGCAUAUGUGUGAUCCAGCUGUCAAGUUUGGCUGCAGGGACUCUGCCCGCUGCAUCAGCAAAGCAUGGGUGUGCGACGGGGACAGUGACUGCGAGGACAACUCCGAUGAAGACAACUGUGAGGCGCUGGUGUGUAAGCGUUCUCACCACAUGUGUGCCAACGACUCCUCCAUCUGUCUGUCAACUGAGAAACUGUGCGACGGCAAAAACGAUUGUCCAGAUGGCACCGACGAGAAACUCUGCGACCUCUGCUCACUGGACAAUGGCGACUGCAGCCACAACUGCACGGUGGCCCCUGGUGAGGGUGUGAUCUGUUCCUGUCCACUGGGCAUGGAGUUAGGGCCCAACAACAAGACCUGCCAGAUCCAGAGCUUCUGUGCCAAACACCUCAUGUGCAGUCAGCGCUGUGAACAGGACAAGUUCAGUGUCAAAUGCUCAUGUUAUGAGGGCUGGGAACUGGAGCCUGACAUGGAGAACUGCAAGAGCACAGAUCCCUUCAAGCCCUUCAUCAUCUUCUCCAACCGCCACGAGAUUCGCCGCAUUGAUCUGAAUAAGGGAGAGUUCAGUGUGUUGGUGCCAGGCCUCAGGAACACCAUAGCUCUAGAUUUCCAUCUAAGCCAAAGCGCCCUCUACUGGACGGAUGUGGUGGAGGAUAAGAUCUUUCGUGGCAAGUUGUCUGAGAAUGGAGCCUUGACCAGCUACGAUGUCGUAAUCCAGUACGGCCUGGCCACCCCUGAGGGUCUGGCAGUGGACUGGAUAGCAGGGAACAUUUACUGGGUGGAAAGCAACCUGGAUCAGAUCGAAGUAGCCAAACUGGACGGCACCAUGAGGACGACACUGCUGGCUGGGGACGUGGAGCACCCUCGAGCCAUCGCCCUCGAUCCUCGGGAUGGGAUCCUCUUCUGGACAGACUGGGAUGCGAGCUUGCCAAGAAUCGAAGCAGCGUCCAUGAGUGGAGAAGGCAGGAAGACAAUCCACAAAGAAACAGGCAACGGAGGCUGGCCCAACGGACUCACCGUUGAUUACCUGGAACGACGGAUCCUCUGGAUCGAUGCCAGAUCUGACGCCAUCUACUCAGCCAAAUAUGACGGUUCUGGACUCAUUGAGGUACUGAGGGGUCACGAGUAUCUGUCCCAUCCCUUUGCGGUCACCAUGUACGGAGGAGAGGUUUACUGGACGGACUGGAGGACCAACACGCUGGCCAAGGCCAACAAAUGGACCGGGAGUAACGUCACUGUCGUUCAGAGGACCAACACUCAACCUUUUGACCUGCAGGUCUACCAUCCAUCCAGACAGCCACAGGCUCCAAACCCAUGUGCAGCUAAAGACGGCAAAGAUCCCUGUUCUCACCUGUGUCUCAUCAACUACAACCAGACGUUCUCCUGUGCCUGUCCUCACCUCAUGAAACUGGGUCCUGACAAAUGUACCUGCUACGAGUCUCGUCAGUUUCUGCUCUACGCUCGCCAGAACGAGAUCAGAGGAGUGGACAUCGACAACCCGUACUACAACUACAUUAUCUCCUUCACUGUGCCUGACAUCGAUAACGUGACGGCAGUGGACUAUGACGCUCUGGAGCAUCGUAUCUACUGGUCAGACGUCCGGACUCAGACCAUCAAGAGAGCGUUCAUCAACGGCACCGGGGUUGAGACCGUGGUCGCCUGUGAUCUGCCCAAUGCCCAUGGCCUGGCUGUGGACUGGGUUUCCAGAAACCUGUUCUGGACCAGCUAUGACGCCAACAAGAAACAGAUCAAUGUUGCCAGAUUGGACGGCUCCUUCAAAAAUGCUGUCAUACAGGGACUGGACAAACCACACUGCCUGGUGCUGCAUCCAAUACUAGGGAAACUCUACUGGACAGAUGGAGAUAACAUCAGCAUGGCCAACACAGAUGGCAACAACCGCUCCGUCCUCUUCACAAACCAAAAGGGCCCUGUCGGUCUCUCGAUUGACUUUGACACCGAGCAGCUUUACUGGAUCAGCUCAGGCAACAGCACCAUCAACCGCUGCAAACUGGACGGCUCUGGGCUGGAGGUGCUGGAAGGUGUCAAGGGCAAACUGACCAAGGCCACCGCCCUGGCCAUCAUGGGUGAAAAGCUUUGGUGGGCAGACCAAGGAACAGAUCAAAUAGGAACCUGUAACAAGAAGGACGGAGGAAACUGGAAAGUCCUGAGAAACAGCACGUCCCCCAUGAUGCACAUGAAAAUCUACAACGAAACUGUGCAAAAAGGCACCAAUCUCUGCAGUAAUAACAAUGGAGACUGCUCCCAGCUGUGUCUUCCCACCUCUCCAACAACCCGAGUCUGCAUGUGCACAGCAGGAUACAGCCUACGUCGAGGAAAGCAGUCUUGUGAGGGAGUUGGUUCUUUCCUGUUGUAUUCUGUGCAUGAGGGCAUUCGUGGUAUUCCAUUGGACCCCUCAGAUAAGUCUGACGCCCUCGUACCAGUCUCCGGCACAUCGUUAGCCGUUGGCAUCGACUUCCAUGCUGAUAAUGAUACUAUCUACUGGGUUGAUAUGGGCUUGAGCACUAUAAGCAGGGCCAAGAGAGACCAGACCUGGAGAGAAGACGUUGUCACUAAUGGCAUUGGCAGAGUGGAGGGUAUUGCUGUUGACUGGAUAGCAGGAAACAUCUACUGGACAGACCAAGGGUUUGAUGUGAUUGAGGUGGCCAGGUUGAACGGCUCCUUCCGCUACGUCGUCAUCUCACAGGGCCUGGACAAGCCUCGUGCCAUCACCGUUCAUCCUGAGAAAGGAUAUCUGUUCUGGACAGAGUGGGGUCAGUAUCCCCGCAUCGAGCGCUCUCGACUGGACGGCUCCCAGAGGGUUGUUCUGGUCAACGUCAGCAUCAGCUGGCCUAAUGGCAUCUCCAUUGACUAUGAGGAAGGGCUGCUGUACUGGUGUGAUGCCAGAACUGACAAGAUUGAGCGCAUCAACCUGGAAACUGGGGACAACAGAGAAGUGGUUCUUGCCAAUAACAACAUGGACAUGUUCUCUGUGUCUGUGUUUGAGAGCUACAUUUACUGGAGUGACAGAACUCACGCAAACGGCUCCAUAAAGAGAGGCAACAAGGACAAUGCCACCGAGUCUGUGUCUCUAAGGACUGGCAUAGGCGUGCAGUUAAAAGACAUCAAGGUUUUCAACAGGGCCAGGCAACAAGGAACCAAUGCUUGCAAAAAGGAGAAUGGCGGAUGCCAGCAGCUGUGUCUUUACCGUGGACACGGGAAGCGUACUUGUGCAUGUGCCCACGGCAUGUUGGCUGAGGAUGGCCAAGCCUGCCGCGACUACGACGGCUACCUCCUUUAUUCAGAACGCACCAUACUGAAGAGCGUGCAUCUGUCGGACGAGAACAACCUCAACGCACCCAUAAAACCGUUUGAAGACCCCGAACACAUGAAGAACGUCAUCGCGCUCACCUUUGACUACAGAGGAGGAGGAGGGAAGGGAGCCAACCGCAUCUUCUUCAGCGACAUCCACUUUGGUAACAUCCAGCAGAUCAGCGAUGACGGAUCUGACCGCAAGACUGUAGUAGAGAAUGUUGGCUCUGUGGAGGGCUUAGCAUACCACAGAGGGUGGAAUAUGCUCUACUGGACGAGCUACACAACCUCCACAAUCACCCGCCACACUGUGGAUAAGAGACGCUGGGGGGGCGUUGACCGGCACACAGUGGUCACCAUGUCAGGGGACGACCACCCCAGAGCAUUUGUUCUUGAUGAGUGCCAAAGCCUCAUGUUCUGGACCAAUUGGAAUGAGCAGUCUCCCAGUAUCAUGCGUGCCACAUUAACUGGUUCCAACGUCAUUGUGAUCAUUGGCACUGACAUCAGAACUCCCAACGGCCUGGCCAUAGACCACCGUGCCGAAAAACUGUACUUCUCCGACGCCACACUGGACAAGAUAGAGCGCUGCGAGUAUGACGGCACUCGCCGAUAUGUGGUGCUGAAGAAUGAACCAGUCCAUCCCUUCGGCCUAGCUGUCUAUGGCGACUACAUCUUCUGGACCGAUUGGGUCCGCAGGGCUGUGCUCCGAGCUGACAAAUUCACCGGUGGAGAGAUGAAGGUGCUGCGGGCCGACAUCCCUCAGCAACCAAUGGGUAUCGUCGCAGUGGCCAAUGACACUAACAGCUGUGAGUUCUCCCUCUGCCGCGUUAACAAUGGAGGAUGUCAGGAUCUGUGCCUGCUGACCUCCGAGGGAAGGGUCAACUGCAGCUGUCGGGGUGACAGGAAACUUUUGGAGGACAACACCUGCAUAGCGAUCAACACCACAUGUAACUACAUCGAUGAGUUUGAGUGUGGAAAUGGAGAUUGUGUUAACUACAACCUGACCUGUGACGGCGUUCCUAACUGCAAGGACAAGUCUGAUGAAAAACAGUCCUACUGCGCCAACCGGUUGUGUAAGAAGGGCUACAAACGAUGCACAAAUAGUCGCUGUGUGGUCCAUCGAUCCUGGUGUAAUGGACAGGAUGACUGUGGAGACAAUUCUGAUGAACUUUUCUGCAACACCACACUGUGCACAGCCGAUCAAUUCCAAUGCAGGGAUGGAAGCUGCAUCACUAACUCCAGCAAGUGUAACCAGAAGGUGGACUGUGAGGACGCCAGUGAUGAGAUGUACUGCUCUGCCACGGACUGUUCCAGUUACUUCCACCUGGGUGUGAAGGGAGUGACAUUUCAGAAGUGCGAGUUCACUACACUCUGCUUCGCUCCAUCAUGGCAGUGUGACGGUGCUAAUGACUGUGGAGACUUCUCUGACGAAUUAAACUGCCCAGGAAGGAAGAAAAUGAACUGUAACACCACUUACUUUGCCUGUCCCAGUGGACGCUGCAUCCCUCUGAGUUGGACCUGUGAUAAGGAGAACGACUGUGAGAACGGUGCAGACGAGGCUCACUGCGAUAAGUUUUGCUCAGCCUCUCAAUUUGAGUGUGGGAACCAUCGCUGUAUUCCCGAACGCUGGGUGUGCGACGGAGCCGACGACUGUGGCGACAGCAGUGACGAGGGCGUCCAGUGCAAGUCUAAAACCUGCAACACCGAGGCGUUUCAGUGUCCGGGGGUACACGUCUGUAUCCCUCGACUUUGGAUGUGUGAUGGGGACAAAGACUGUCCAGAUGGCGCUGAUGAGAGUGUCAAGGCUGGCUGUAUGUUCAACAACACAUGCAGCAGCAACGAGUUCAUGUGCCAGAACCGUCAGUGUAUUCCCAAGCACUUUGUGUGUGACCAUGACAACGACUGCAGCGACGGCUCAGAUGAGUCCCAGGAGUGCGAAUAUCCAACAUGUGGACCCAACGAGUUCCGCUGUGCCAACGGGCGCUGUCUCAUCCAAAGUUCGUGGGAGUGUGAUGGAGACUUUGACUGCCACGACCACUCAGACGAAGCACCCAAAAACCCACGCUGCACUGGCGUUGAGAAAAAAUGCAACGACACGGCCUACGCGUGCAAAAAUGGAAACUGUGUCAAUGAGACGUUGCUGUGUGACCAUAAGGACGACUGCGGCGACGGCUCUGAUGAGCUGAACUGCUUCAUCAACGAGUGCCUGAACAGUAAAAUGAGCGGCUGCUCUCAGCUCUGUGAAGACCUGAAAAUAGGCUUCAAGUGUCGAUGCCAUCCAGGCUUCCGCCUGAAAGACGACGGAAAGACGUGUGUGGACAUCGACGAGUGCACCACCACCUACCCCUGCACGCAGCGAUGCAUCAACUCACACGGCAGCUUCCACUGCCUCUGUGUGGAGGGAUUUGAGCUCAGCUCUGUGAACCCCACCAUAUGCAAAUCCACCUCCGAUGAGGAACCCUUCCUCAUCUUUGCCAACCGGUAUUACCUCAGAAAGCUCAACCUGGAUGGAUCCAACUACACGCUGAUCAAACAGGGCUUGAACAACGCCGUGGCGCUGGACUUUGACUACAGGCAGCAGAUGAUUUACUGGACAGAUGUGACCACACAGGGCAGCAUGAUACGCCGCAUGCACAUCAACGGCAGCGAUGUUCAGGUCCUUCAUCGUACGUCGCUCAGCAACCCAGACGGUCUGGCCGUGGACUGGGUGGGAGGAAACCUGUACUGGUGUGAUAAGGGACGGGACACUAUUGAGGUGUCAAAGCUGAAUGGAGCCUACAGGACAGUGCUGGUCAACAGCGGCCUGAGGGAGCCACGUGCUGUGGCAGUGGACGUACGCUACGGGUUUUUAUACUGGUCCGACUGGGGUGACAGCCCCCACAUCGGAAGGAUUGGAAUGGACGGAACCAACAGGACGGUGAUUGUGGAGGAUAAGAUCACAUGGCCCAACGGUCUCACACUGGACUUCAUCAAUGACCGCAUUUACUGGGCUGACGCCCGGGAGGACUAUAUAGCAUUUGCCAGCCUGGAUGGCUCCAGCAGGCACAUAGUGCUGACUCAGGAUAUUCCUCACAUCUUUGCCAUGACACUCUUCGAGGAGUACAUUUACUGGACAGACUGGGAGACGAAGUCCAUCAACAGAGCUCACAAGACCCUGGGAGUCAACAAGACCAUGCUCAUCAACACCUUACACCGGCCCAUGGACGUCCACAUUUAUCACCCGUACCGCCAGCCCGAAGUGGCUGACCACCCAUGUCAAGUAGACAACGGAGGCUGCAGUAACCUGUGUUUGCUCUCUCCCGGAGGAGGCUACAAGUGCGCCUGUCCCACUAAUUUCUACCUUGCGGCGGACGGCAAACAGUGCUUGUCCAACUGCACCGCAAGUCAGUUUGUUUGUAAAAAUGACAAAUGCAUUCCCUUCUGGUGGAAGUGUGACACCGAAGACGACUGUGGCGAUCGCUCCGAUGAGCCCGCGGACUGCCCUGAGUUUAAAUGCAGACCAGGCCAGUUCCAGUGUGGCACCGGCAUCUGCACCAACCCCGCCUACAUCUGUGACGGAGACAACGACUGUCAGGACAACUCAGACGAGGCCAACUGUGAUAUCCACGUGUGCCUGCCCAGUCAGUUUAAAUGUACUCACCCCAGUCGCUGCAUCCCCGGAAUCUUCCGUUGUAAUGGACAGGACAACUGCGGAGAGGGAGAGGAUGAGAAAGACUGCCCCGAAGUUACCUGCGCCCCCAACCAGUUCCAGUGUGCCAUCAGCAAACGCUGCAUCCCACGGGUGUGGGUGUGUGACAGGGACAACGACUGCGUGGAUGAAUCUGAUGAACCUGCCAACUGCACUCAAAUGACAUGUGGCGUAGAUGAGUUUCGUUGUAAGGACUCAGGGCGCUGCAUACCAGCGCGGUGGAAGUGCGACGGCGAGGAUGACUGUGGAGACGCCUCAGAUGAACCCAAGGAGGAGUGUGACGAGAGGACAUGUGAGCCGUACCAGUUCCGCUGUAAGAACAACCGCUGCGUGCCUGGACGUUGGCAGUGUGACUAUGACAAUGACUGUGGAGACAACUCUGACGAGGACAAGUGUGUGCCACGGCAGUGUUCAGAGAGCGAGUUCUCCUGCACCAAUGGUCGCUGCAUUGCCGGGCGAUGGAAGUGUGACGGGGACCAUGAUUGUGCCGACGGUUCAGACGAGAACGGCUGCGAUGUGAAGUGUGACAGCGAUCAGUUCCAGUGCAAGAACGGCCACUGCAUCCCCUUCCGCUGGCGCUGUGACGCCGAUGCAGACUGCAUGGACGGCAGCGACGAGGAGAAAUGCGACACUGGUGUGGGCAGAUACUGCCCCCUGGACGAGUUUCAGUGCAAUAACACUCUGUGCAAGCCUCUGGGCUGGAAGUGUGAUGGUGAGGACGACUGUGGAGACAACUCUGAUGAGAACCCAGAGGAGUGUGUGAAAUUCCAGUGUCCACCCAUGAGACAGUUCCGCUGUCGUAAUGACCGCGUGUGUCUGCCCUUGUCCAAACGCUGCGAUGGAGUCAACAACUGUGGAGACAACAGUGAUGAGCUUGAAUGCUCGCCUCCUUCCCCUCCAGCGUGUCAGAAGGAUGAGUUCCAGUGUUCCAGUGGACGCUGCAUUAACUCGGUGCUUCGCUGUAACUUCUUUAACGACUGUGAGGAUUAUGGCUCUGACGAAAUGAAUUGCAAUAAAAAAGACACAACACUGAACGAAUGCCGCAGCAACCGGACCCUGUGUGGAGACGGAGACGAGGCUCACUGUGUGGUCAACGGCACUAACUCCUUCUGUUCCUGCAAACCCGGCUUCGCGGCCAAAGGACGAAACAGAUGUGAAGAUAAGAACGAGUGUCAACAGUUCGGAGCGUGUUCCCACAUCUGUAACAACACCAAGGGUUCAUACAAGUGCAGCUGCCACAAACACUUCACCAGAAUCAAUGACACCUGCAAGGCUGACACCCAAAGGCAGGUUCUCUAUAUCGCGGACGACAAUGAAAUACGGAGCCUGGACCCGUCGAUGCCAAACUGGCGCUACGAGCAGAUCUUCCAGGGCGAUGCAAAUGUGCGCAUCGACGCCAUGGACCUUCACAUCAAGACGAACCAGAUUUACUGGACUAACUGGCACACGGGACGCAUCUCCUCCUACGAGCUGCCCUCCACCUCCUCUUUCUCCAACAGCAAUCGCAACAGACGACAGACUGAGUCACAUGUCACGCACUUGGAAAUCCCUGAUCUGAAGAUGCCCCGUGGCAUUGCCGUGGACUGGGUGGCAGGAAAUCUGUACUGGACAGACUCGGGUCGUGAUGUCAUCGAGGUUGCCCAGUUGGGUGGCGGACGCCAUCGCAAAACCCUCAUUUCUGGCAUGAUUGAUGAGCCUUAUGCCAUUGUUGUCGACCCGCAGAGAGGGAAGAUGUACUGGGCAGACUGGGGCAACCAUCCAAAGAUUGAAACAGCAGCUAUGGAUGGAACCAUGAGAGAAACACUGGUGGAGGAGAACAUCCAGUGGCCGACCGGUCUGGCCGUGGACUACUUCAACGAGCGUCUGUACUGGGCCGACGCUAAACUGUCCUUGAUCUGCAGCGUGAGGCUGAACGGCAGCGAUGCAGUCGUGGCUGCAAACAGCAUCAAAAACAAAGUCCACCAUCCCUUCAGCAUUGACGUGUUCGAAGACUACGUCUACGGGGUCACCUACAUCAACAACUACGUCUUCAGAGUGAAUAAAUUUGGCAAAGGUCCCAUUGAGAACCUGACAACCGGCAUGAACCACGCCACAGAUAUAGUUCUGUAUCACCGCUACAAGCAGCCAGAGAUUACAAACCCCUGUGACAGGAAGAAAUGUGAGUGGCUGUGUCUGCUGAGCCCCAGUGGACCGGUCUGCACCUGUCCAAACGGACGCACACUGGACAACGGCACAUGUGUGGAGCUGCCCACUCCCACACUGUCUCCUGUCUCUCCCCCUAGUGGUCCAUGCCUGGUGCAGUGUAUGAACGGUGGCAGCUGCUUCCUCAACGCCCACAAACAGCCCAAAUGUCGUUGUCAGCCCAACUACGGAGGGGAACGAUGUGAGAUCGACCAGUGCAGAGACUACUGCAAGAACGGAGGCACAUGCACACCGUCCCCUUCAGGAACUCCCACUUGUCGAUGCCUGACGGGCUUCACUGGACCAAACUGUAACCUGCACACGUGUAAGAAUUAUUGCAAGAAUGGAGGCAACUGCACAGUCAGUGCUGGGAAUCAGCCGUCCUGCCAGUGUCCUGCUGAGUUCCUGGGUGAAAAGUGCCAGUACAGAGGCUGUGAAGGCCACUGCCUGAACAAAGGCACGUGUCUUCUGAGUGAGAACGGCUCCAAGCUGUGCCGCUGUCCGCCUCAGUUCAUGGGCAGCACAUGUGAAAUUGACAAAUGCCACUAUUGUCGUGACGGCGAGUGCAUCCCCAGCAGCAGCUACUUUUCUGCGGGGCAGUUCACCUGUCGCUGCGCAAACGGCCGAGUCCAGCCCAGCUGUUACACAUGUGACACAAAUGAGUACUGUGCUAACGGCCAGUGCUCCCUAAACUCCCUCACCCGCCUCCCGGAGUGCAGAUGCUCACCGGGCUGGUCUGGACACCGCUGUGAAUCUGUGGAUGAAGAAGGUUCCUCAGCUUCAGGCGGACGCACGGCCUCCAUCGUGAUCCCUGUGCUUCUCCUGCUGCUGCUGGUCCUGCUGGCUGGAGGAGCAAUGUUCUGGUACAAGAAGAGGAUGAGAGGGUCUAGCCGGCACGGCAAAACCGGCUCCAGACACUUGCGGGCCAAGGGCUUCCAGCACCAAAGGAUGACCAACGGGGCCAUGAAUGUGGAGAUCGGGAACCCCGCCUACAAAAUCUAUGAGGGUGAGCCUGACGACGACGCUGGCGAGCUGCUGGACGCAGACUUCACACUGGACCCAGAUAAGCCCACUAACUUCACCAACCCAGUGUACGCCACUCUGUACAUGGGAGGACACAACAGCCGUAACUCUCUGGCCAGCACAGAUGAGAAGAAGGAGUUACUAUGUCGUGGGGACGAGGAGCCCCUCGUGGACCCGCUGACAUAGACUGUCCAUCUGUCCAUCACGCUAUUCCAAACAAAACCCCUUUCUUGCCUUUGAAUAUAUAUAUACGUACAUAUAUAUAUAUAAAAAGAAGUGCAACAAAAAUUGAUGAUAAAAAGUGUGAGAGAAAAUUGAUUGAAAAAGAAGUGUGAACACUGUAUAAAAUGUACAAAAUGAAGGACUACUUUUGUAUGUGAUUGCAGUAUUAUAUUUUGUUCUUUUGAGAUUCCUUCUGAUCAAAAAUGAUUAACAUUUUCUAUGAGAGAUUUUUAAUUUACACUCUGUCCCUUACCCUUUACCCAAAUAGCCACUACCUCUGUGCAAAAUGAAAUGGAAACAUGAAAAAUCAGAAGAAAAGAUGCUAUCAUUGAAGCAAUUUUAACUUUUUAUUUUUGUAUGAAUUGUAUAGAAAAGAAAAAAAAACCUUGUUCCAUUUCACCAGUGCCAACUGUUUGUUGUUUGUGUUGACUUUGAGCGGGGAGGGCAGAAAGCUAAGUUUUUCCUAAAUGGUACAUACGUAUGUGGUGAGACAGAUUCGUGAUUGCGCCGGUUGUGUACAGCACAUGUAAAAUGUUCAUACAGUACCUGGUGGUAACUGCAGUAAUCCCACGUUGUUUUUUUUCUCAGUGAACAAUGUUCAUGAAAUGAUUGUGUUGUCUUCCUUGCACAGAAUAUCACGUUUUAUGGUAUUGUGUAUAAUGUAGGCUUUUUUUGUUGUUGUUGUUUUGUUUGUUUGUUGUUACCCUAAAAUGUAAAGCCGCUAGUUUGAUUUUCUUACUUUGUUUGUCAGGUGAAGCUUGUGAAGCUUAGAGAAAGAGAAUUUUGGCGAUGAAGUGAAGAGAGAAUGAGAAAGUUUGUGCUGUGUUAAACAUUCCAUGUAUCUGAUGGUGGUGGGCGGAGACCAGACGUGCAGAAAUACUAGUGCAGAUGAAUGGCCUUAUUUGUGGGUAGGUUACUUGAAGGGCCUUAGCAGGUAAACACAAUUAGCUGUCUGCUACGGAGCUCUUCCUCCAGGAGGAAACAGAAGUGGCAAUAAUGGUAAAAAAAAAAAAUGAAGAGGAGACAUUAUUAAAGUCGGGUUUUAUGUCUAUUUCUCCAUUACUCUGUAAAAAACCACAUAACAUUCGUCCGGCUGUGUAGCUUUAUCUUGUUACUCUAUGAGGAUUAACGUUGUGUACGUCGACAGUUUUGUAUUGACUUGGUCUUAGGUUCGUAUUAUCCUCAACAGUUACCUGUUCUUACCCAGCUCUCUCUCUCUCUCUCUGGUCUCUCCUGCUCCGCCCCGCUGCUGCUAAACGCUGCCACCCUGGACGCUCUGACACAUCCUUACACUUAAGCCUAGCUUAUGCUCGACGCUAAGUACGAGAAAUACGGAACCCGGGUUCGUCAAACUCGCAAGUUGGUACGUUUUCUGAGACUUUGCGGAUUACAGGAAACGGAGCAGUACCACUAGAGACCGUGGGGGCAGUGUUGCGAGAAAACUCACACGAGCGCCCAUAAAAAGAACAGCAACAAUAUGAUAGAAGACAGAAUAACGAUAAUCUACAUACCGCGCUAUAUUUAUUGUCCGCCCAGACCAACUUUCGUCUCCUGCGCUGCCCUUGUUAAGACAAAUCUUUUUCUGAACAUGAACAUUAUCGUGACUUCCUCCACCGUCGCCUCCAAAUUGACACCAAACCGGAAAUGCAUUCGGACCUCGGCACUUUCCCCUAGUCUAGUGGAUGUAUUGCUUACAAACCAUAUCCAACUUAAGGUGUUUAGUUUUGUUUUUUAAUUGGCGUCAAGCUGGCAUUUUUUGUCAGUAUCCAAAAUAAAAAAGUAAGAAAUUGAGAAAUAAAAUGAACUGUAAAUACAAUUAAAACGCAAUAGCACAAAUAAAACAGUGACGUAUUUACGUACUGUAUGUAAACAGAGCAUAAGCUAGGCUUUACCCUCUCUCCAAAAAUGCUGCUUCUGUCAGAAAUGUGUCAGCCAUAUCUGAAUGCAUGUGAAAAGUUCACAUUUUUUAACACGUCAAUAACUUUUUCUUUUCAAUUCUGCUUACCCGUCAGCGCACGACCCUUCUGCUGUUGCAUAUGUUGUGUCUUUAAUUGAGAGACGUACAAUCAUUUUACCUAAAGGACAUUUUUGCAAAAAUCAUACGUGCAUUUCCAGACUUUUUGAUUAGUCCAUUUUUUAAAACAGAAAUGACACAUAGCUUUUGUAGUACUCAAUGCAUGGAGGCUCAGACUUUUUCCUGGAAAGAGACUAAUGUUUAAUUUUUGCUGGAGUACUUUACAGACAAAAUAACAGAUAUUGUGAUAAAUAAAAUUUUAAAACUUGUACAGAAGA